Cladophialophora psammophila CBS 110553 is the source of this 3624-nucleotide messenger RNA. RefSeq names its product structural maintenance-chromosome 3 (chondroitin sulfate proteoglycan 6). Gene Ontology annotation, biological process: mitotic sister chromatid cohesion. Gene Ontology annotation, cellular component: chromosome. Gene Ontology annotation, molecular function: ATP binding; ATP hydrolysis activity; cohesin loader activity. The coding region runs from base 1 to 3624 and encodes 1207 amino acids. The transcript is spliced from 3 exons. The record is from RefSeq and is a predicted model, not a curated record. Lineage: Eukaryota; Fungi; Ascomycota; Eurotiomycetes; Chaetothyriales; Herpotrichiellaceae.
AUGCAUAUCAAGCAGAUAACCAUUCAAGGCUUCAAGAGCUACAAGAAUCAGACAGUUGUCUACCCAUUCUCGCCAAAACUCAACGUUAUCGUCGGUCGCAAUGGCUCGGGCAAGAGCAACUUCUUUGCCGCCAUCCGAUUCGUCCUUGCCGAUGCUUAUUCAACGAUGGGACGAGAAGAGCGCCAGGCCCUCAUCCACGAAGGGUCCGGCUCCGCAAUCAUGUCCGCCUACGUGGAGAUAGUGUUUGAUAAUUCGGACGGUCGAUUCCCAACCGGAAACGACGAGCUCAUCCUACGCCGUACGAUCGGCCUCAAGAAAGAUGAAUAUUCGCUUGAUCGGAGGGUUGCGACGAAACAAGAUGUCAUGCAGCUACUUGAAAAUGCAGGAUUCUCGCGCGCAAAUCCAUAUUACAUCGUCCCCCAAGGUCGCAUCACCAGACUGACCAACAUGAAAGACUCGGAGCGGCUGAAUGUCUUGAAGAGCGUGGCAGGUACACAGCAAUUUGUCGUUAAAAAGGAAGAGUCACAGAAGAUCAUGAAUGAUACAAGCAACAAACUAGCCACUAUUGACCAAACAUUCGAGCAGAUCGAAGACCGCCUCAGGGAACUGGAAGAGGAGCAAGCAGAACUCCGAGAUUACCAAGAAAAAGACCGCCAAAAGCGCGCCCUGGAAUACACUCUGUUCCAUCGAGAGCAGGAGGAGAUUAAUAAGGCCUUGGCUGAGUUGGAGGGUCGAAGAGUGGACGGCAUUGACGAUGUCGACGAGAAUCGUGAACGCUACUCUCAAUGCGAGGAUGAACUGGCUAGUAUUUCUCAGCAAAUUCAGGAGCUCAACCGUCAAAUUUACACCGCACGGCUUGAGAAAAGACAGUACGAAGAAGAAAAGCGUGAAAAGGCAAGAGCACGAGCCCAAGUGGAGUUGGAGGGGAGGAACCUCGUCCACGGCCAAGCCGCGGCUCAACGUGCCAAGGUGAAUCGUGACAGAGAGCUGAAACAACUUCGAGCGCAGAUAAAGGAGAUCGAGGAAGAGCUGCGGGAAGUCAUCCCACAAUUUGAGGCGGAGAGGGCAAAAGAACAGUCCGUCAAAACUCGCCUGGAGGAAGCGUUCGCUAUGCAGCAGCGACUGUAUUCAAAACAAGCGAGGGGAGCUCGAUUCAAGUCAAAGAAAGAUCGAAACGACUGGCUUCAGACGCAGAUCGACGAAACAUUCCAGUCUCUAUCCCGUUUCAAGGCCACCCGCAUGCAGACCGCCGAGGGUAUUGCAGAGGACGAAAAGUUGAUUUCCAGUCUCGAGCGGGAGAUCGAAACUCUUCAGAAAAGCGUCGGCGAGCGCGACGAUUCCAUUGAUCAAAGCAUCAAAGCCGCCAAUGACAGAAAAGACGCCUUGAUGGACGAACGAAGGACGUUAUGGCGCAGAGAAGCGCAAUUAGACUCAGAAUACGUGGUGGCCCAAGAUGACGUUAGAAAAGCUGAACGCAAUCAAUCACAUACGAUGGAUGGCAACACUAGUCGAGGUCUGGAUGCUGUUCGGCGGAUUAAGGAGCAGUACAAACUGGAAGGUUGCUACGGCCCGCUGGCCGAGCUGAUUGAUGUUCCUCAACACCACACAGCUGUGGAAGUCGUUGCUGGAAAUUCUCUCUUCCACUAUGUCGUCGACAGUGACGAUACAGCUUCCACGAUCAUGAGUAUCUUAAACAGGGAGCAUGCCGGCCGUAUCACUUUCAUGCCGUUGAAUCGUCUCAAGCCGCAAACGGCAAACUUCCCAAAUGCGCAAGAUGCGAGACCGCUCAUGUCGCUCAUGAAAUACGACGCGAGAUAUGAGAAGGCCGUCCAACAAGUAUUUGGCAAAGCCAUCAUUGCACAGAACCUCAGCGUCGCAGCACAGUAUGCUCGAACUCAUGGCUUGACAGCGGUGACACCAGAGGGCGACAAGUCUGACAAGAAAGGUGCAUUGACCGGUGGCCACCACGAUAUCCGCUCUUCCAGGCUCAAAGCUACGAAGGCGGUCAUAACAGCUCGCGAGAAAUUCGAAAGAAUCAAGACGGAGAGCAACGAUAACAAGAGGAAGAUCGAAAAGAUCGACCAGACGAUCACCAAGGCCAUGAGCGAGGUCCAGAAAUUCGAGCAACAAAAGAGCCAAUCUGAGAGCGCCCAGAUAUUAAUCAGACAAGAGAUCCGAAACAAGAUGGAGACGCUCCAACGCAAGAAAGAUGACCUUGAGGCGAAGAAGAAGCAGGAGGUGGCGAUAGCGACAAAUGUCAAGGCCUUGACCGAUCAACAAAAUGCAUACCAAGCUGAGUUGAGCUCGGACUUUAAGACGACACUGAGCACAGCUGAAGAGCGGCAGCUAGAAAGUCUUGCGGCCAGCAUCCAGAAGUUGAGGCGCGAAUACAACGAUCUCUCUACGUCUAGAACGGAAAUUGAGACCAGAAAGGCUGACUUAGAAGCUCGAUUGACCUUAAGCCUGAAACCUCAGCUCGCAGCGCUAGAAUCCGACGAUGUGGAUGAUGAGGCCAGCAGCUCUUCUAAUUUGCGCGCUAAGAAAACGGAAUUGGCACGUCUGACCAAAGAACUCGAUUCUGUUCAACGAUAUCUUGAUGAUCUUGAGGACAAGGUAGAGACUUCGGCGACUCAAAUCGCCAAGCUUGAGUCUCAAGCGGACAAGAUCAGAGAGCAACAAGAAGAGUUGGCCAAGGCGCUUGAGCGUCACCAGCGGCGUCUGGAAAAAUCUGUCCAGAAAAAGGCUGCUCUGCUGGUCUCGAAGCAGGAAACCGUGGAGAAAAUUCGCGAACUCGGCGCGGUCGAUGAGGAUUUGCGGCUGAAGUAUGAGAAUGUUGAUUCCAACGCCAUAGUCAAGAAGCUCCACAAGGUCAAAGAAGCUCUGAAAAAGUACAGCUCCGUCAACAAGCAUGCCUUUGAACAUUACCGAUCAUCGAUGAGGGCGCGGGAAGAGCUCACUACAAGACGGAGGGAACUCGAAGCCGGGAAGUCAGCCAUCGAGAACCUGAUUCAAGUUCUCGACCAGAGGAAGGACGAAGCCAUUGAACGCACUUUCAAGCAGGUUAGCAAGGCGUUUGCAGAAGUGUUUCAGAGACUUGUCCCUGCCGGUCGAGGCCGAUUGAUCAUUCAACGAAAAACAGAUGGGAGGCAACCGGAGGAUGACGGUGAAGAAUCGGAUGCUGAACCUGUCGCCAAACAAGGUGUUGAGAAUUACACCGGCGUGGGUAUCAGUGUCAGCUUCAACAGCAGACACGACGAGCAACAGCGCAUUCAGCAGUUGAGUGGUGGCCAGAAGAGUCUUUGCAGUCUUGCUCUUAUCUUCGCCAUCCAAGCAACCGACCCGGCACCAUUCUACAUCUUCGAUGAGAUUGAUGCGAACCUCGACGCACAAUACCGAGCCGCUGUGGCCGAGCACCUUUUGUGGCUUGCCAACCGAGGCGAUGACGAACCCGUGAAUGGCGACGACAGGCCGUUAGGAGGACAGUUCAUCUGCACGACAUUCAGACCUGAAAUGCUGAGAGUGGCGGACAAGUGUUUCGGGGUGCGUUUCGCCAACAACGUGAGCAGUAUUAAAGAAGAAACGAAGGAAAAUGCGCUAGAGUUUAUCGAGAGCCAAGCACAAUGA